GCCGCAGCCAUGAGCAACGCGACGGCUCCCAGCGCUCCCGGCGCUGCGGGCGAUUCGUUGGUGGGCUCCGUGCUCGGCCCCUUCGUGCUGCUCACCCUGCUGGGCGCCGUCCUGGCUGCGGUGAUGUACGUCCAGAAGAAGCGAAGGUCGGAGCGCCUGCGGCACCGCCUGCUGCCCAUGUACAGCUAUGACCCUGCUGAGGAGCUGCAGGAGUCGGAGCACGAGCUGCUGGUGGAGGCGGAGGAGCACCAGAUGGGUCCCACCUGGGGCUCCCGUGGGGGUUGGAGGGCUUGAGGCUGCCCUGGAGCAGGACUGGAACCCACAGCUCCCCCCAGCAGUGGCAGCACAGCACCGGGAGCAGCGCCAGCAUCCCCAUGAGCACGGAUGGUAACAGGGCACCUGCCACCUUCCUGCACAUUUUUCUGCUGCUUUUUCUUGAAACCACCCUAAAAAAAUGCACUGAGGAUGGGGUGGGGAAAUGCACUGGGGCUGUGAGACAGGUGCAGCCCCACAGAGCACCCAUGGGCUCCUAUUGGCCCUAUAUGGUGUUUGCGGGGUCAGGACACCCCAAGUUCCUUUGGGGGGGGGGCAAAUAAACGUUUCUCUGUAACAACAAUGGCGGUGGUGAUGGGCAGACCCCACACGGGGCUCAACCCCAGACCCCAUAGGAGGCUCAAUCCCAGAGCAGAGCAUCAACUGUUUUAUUCCAUAAAACGUUUUAUUCAAGUAACUGCAAAUAGGAAACCAGACGGUCGUUAACAGUGGAACAAAAAAAUAAACAGUAAUAAAUCCCCCCUUAUUUCCCCACACUGGCAGCACCCUGAACCCGACGCCGAACCCCCCCUGGCCCCACUGCAGCCGUGGGGGUGGCACAGGGGGACCCCCAGUGUCCCCAUGCCCCCACCCAGGAGCAGCAGUGACUGAACCUUGAAAGUUAACAGUAGAAAAAAAAAACAAUGAACAAACGGCUGAACUGGGGAGAAUCCCCCCCUGCUGCAACCCCCAGCAAUGCAACCCCCCCAAAAAAAGAGAAAGAUGAUGAUGACCCCAAGCAAAGGAUGCCCGGCUGCCCCACACCGGCACAGCAGUGCUCCGUGAGCCAAGAGUGGAACUUAAAUAUCCAGAGGUAGUUGUGAAUGAGAGGACAACCAAAAAAGGAUUAAAAAAAAAAAAAAAAAAAAGAAAAA
This is a messenger RNA of Lagopus muta (rock ptarmigan), 1187 nucleotides long. It is a transcript of the gene SMIM29, whose product is annotated as small integral membrane protein 29. Bases 10 to 294 code for a protein of 94 amino acids. The transcript is spliced from 4 exons. The record is from RefSeq and is a predicted model, not a curated record. NCBI's taxonomy places the organism in Eukaryota, Metazoa, Chordata, Aves, Galliformes, Phasianidae.